Messenger RNA from Macroventuria anomochaeta, 540 nucleotides. RefSeq lists its product as uncharacterized. The transcript has a single exon. Bases 195 to 350 code for a protein of 51 amino acids. Lineage: Eukaryota; Fungi; Ascomycota; Dothideomycetes; Pleosporales; Didymellaceae. The record is from RefSeq and is a predicted model, not a curated record.
CGGUGUCUACCUGAGCAGCAACGCAUCAGGUUGAUCUCAAUUUUCACCCACUGGUGUACCCCAUGCUUUCUUGAAUAUCGUGUCCAAUCUGCCAUUGAACUUGUGCAUAGCAUUUAAAUUGCGCUCCGCGAUCUCUCGUUCCGUAGCGGAUACAUCUUUGGUUCGUUCUUCGUAUCAUCUUCGACGUACUCGGGAUGUUUGACACCUGCAAUUUCGGGAAGGAAGACGUGGAAGGAGGCUUCGUGCCGCUUCUCGCGAUAUUUACUGCCGGUCUCUGCUCCUUCUGGCUUGGACUUCGACCACAGACCGCAGUUGUGGAACGUGUACGUCCAACCUUUGGCGAACUUUGAUCUGUCGACUCGCGCUAUUACUGUCAGCCUUUACAUUGACGUUGUAUGACGUUUAUGGACACCCUUACAAGUCCUAUUGAACGUUAUGGUUGUCGCCUUCAGUAGAGUCUGCAUCUUCUUUGAGCGUGAAUGGUAAGUCACCUUGAUACCUGCAAUACAUAGUUGACAGUAUCUGUUGUUGUGUCUGCAA